Gamsiella multidivaricata is the source of this 821-nucleotide messenger RNA. Its product is annotated as 3-hydroxyanthranilic acid dioxygenase. The transcript is spliced from 4 exons. Lineage: Eukaryota; Fungi; Mortierellomycota; Mortierellomycetes; Mortierellales; Mortierellaceae. Gene Ontology annotation, molecular function: iron ion binding; 3-hydroxyanthranilate 3,4-dioxygenase activity. The record is from RefSeq and is a predicted model, not a curated record. Gene Ontology annotation, cellular component: cytoplasm. Bases 315 to 821 code for a protein of 168 amino acids. Gene Ontology annotation, biological process: 'de novo' NAD+ biosynthetic process from L-tryptophan; quinolinate metabolic process.
ACUGCUUUGUGCGGCCUACGCGUUUCCCCCUGCGCUCCCGCGAAGGAGAGACAGAGGGAGACGCGUCUGUGUCUAGUUGGUGGCAAACCCAAGACAAGAAGACGCGCCCUCCCCCCCUUCGCCACUGCAAAGCGUGUGUGCUACACGUCCAUCCCCCGAUGGUCGUCACCUGCCUGCUCCUCCCCCGCGGAUUUUCCCACCAAUACACCGCGGAGACAACGCUUCGCAAUCGCAUCCCAUCUCUCCACAUCCCACCACCCCCGCAGAUCCCUACAAAGCAACCCAACUCAUCCUUCAACAUAAACUAAUCCAUCAUGAUCGCACUUCCCAUCAACUUUGGCAAAUGGAUCGAGGAGCACGCCGACAAGCUGCAGCCGCCCGUCAACAACUAUCUUGUCCAGCGUGGUGACUUCAUCAUCAUGGCCGUCGGUGGACCCAACGCCCGGACAGACUACCAUCUUAACGAGACCGAGGAAUGGUUCUACCAAUACAAGGGUGACAUGCUACUCAAGGUUGUCGACAAUGGCGAAUUCAAGGAUAUCCCCAUCAAGGAGGGAGAGAUGUUCCUCCUGCCAGCAAACACGCCUCACAACCCUGUUCGGUUUGCAGACACAGUCGGCAUUGUGAUUGAGCGUCAAAGACCCGCUGAAGCCCUUGAUCGCCUCAGAUGGUACUGUAAAGAAUGCAAGGAGAUUGUCUACGAGGAAUCAUUCCACUGCGUGGAUCUCGGAAAGCAGCUUGCGCCUGUCAUCAAGCGAUUUGCUGCGGAUGAAUCUCUCCGAAAGUGCAAGUCUUGCGGUCAUGUCAAUAUCGCCAAGUAA